AUGGGAAAGGACUACUAUAUACUUGGCAUCGCCAAGGGAGCGAGCGACGAGGAGAUAAAAAAGGCUUAUAGAAAAUUGGCCUUGAGAUAUCAUCCUGACAAGAACAGGAGUCCUGGUGCUGAGGAAAAAUUCAAGGAAAUAGCUGAGGCAUAUGAGGUGUUAUCUGAUGCAAAAAAGAGGGAAGUCUAUGAUAAAUUUGGUGAGGAAGGUCUCAAAGGGGGUGCCUCGGCUGGCGGAGGUGGAGGAGGUGCCACAUAUACCUUCCACGGUGAUCCCAGAGCGACGUUUGCACAAUUCUUUGGCUCGGCCAGUCCUUUCCACAACUUGUUUGAGUUCGCUGGUAAUCGCGGAGGAUUUGCCUUCCAUGAUGACGACAUGGAUAUUGAUAUGGAUCCCUUUGGACUCGGUGGCAUGGGACCACCACGACAAGGGGGCGCCUUUAGAUCACAUUCGUUUAACUUUGCGAGUCCGAAUACUUGUAAAGGGACUGGCAAAGAUCGCGCUCAAGAUCCAGCGAUCGAACAUGAUUUGUAUAUCAGCUUGGAGGAAAUUUUACGAGGUUGCACCAAGAAAAUGAAGAUAUGCAGACGAGCCAUACAGCCAGAUGGUAGCACCAAAAAGGAGGAUAAACUACUUACUAUCAAUGUAAAACCAGGCUGGAAAGCUGGUACUAAAAUCACUUUCCAAAAGGAAGGUGAUCAAUCACCGAGGAGGGAACCUGCGGAUAUCGUUUUUAUCAUUAGAGACAAGCCGCAUUCGCUAUUCAGGAGAGAAGGCAGUGACAUUAGAUAUACGUGCAAACUGAGCUUAAAGCAAGCUUUGUGCGGUACUAUCGUCGAAGUUCCUACUCUAACUGGCGAAAAGAUACCUUUGAAUCUGACGAGAGAAAUUGUUAAGCCGAAUUCGGUCAAAAGAUUCCAAGGACAUGGUUUACCUUUCCCCAAAGAACCAUCACGAAAGGGCGAUCUUCUUGUAUCAUUUGAUAUCAAAUUUCCUGAAACUUUAACACAAAGCGCCAAGGAUAUAUUGUAUGACACGUUACCUAAUUGAACUCAUAUUAUCGAUUAAAAAACGCGACGAUGUGACCGUAAAAAAUAUCGACGCAAUUUCACAUCCUUUAAUCCCGAUCAGCGAAAGUAUAUGUCUUGUGUACGUUCUAGUACGCAGAAACACACGAAGACGUAGCGAUAACGAUGAUGACGAUGACGACGAUGGCGACGACGAUGACAACGCAAUAAUAAUAAUAAUAAUGACAAUUAUUGUUAUUGUUAUUAGUAUUAUUAAUAUUAAUAUUAUAAUGAUGAUUGACUGUAACGAUACUGAUCAGGACUAUGACGGAACAAUCGAGAACGAUUAAAUAUUUUCGAAAUUUGCUUUUAAAAGCUAAUCAAAUAAGUAUUUUCUUCAAUGUUACGUCUAUAUUCAAUCGAGUUGAAAUUCAAUGAUUUGAUGUUUAAUAUAUAGCAUGAUUGGUCUCUACACAUAAUAAUAGUUUCAUUUAAUUAAAGAACGAGUAAAUUUAUACACAUGUAUGCAUGCGCUACGCACAGAGAGA
Molecule: messenger RNA, 1555 nt
Organism: Pogonomyrmex barbatus (red harvester ant)
Lineage: Eukaryota; Metazoa; Arthropoda; Insecta; Hymenoptera; Formicidae
Product: dnaJ protein homolog 1
Cellular component (GO): cytosol
Molecular function (GO): protein-folding chaperone binding
Source: RefSeq, a predicted model, not a curated record